UUUUUUUUUCUUUGGAGGAGAGGAGAGAGAGAGAGGAGAAGAGAGAGAGAGAGAGAGAGAGAGAGAGAGAGAGAGAGAGAGAAGAGGAGAGAGAGAGGAGAGAGAGGGGAAGCGUUGUCCCAUCUAUUCUGCGACCCGCGGUGUUUGGGGGUGAAGGCGAUGCUGCUUUCAAAGAUCGGAUCACUCGCUCAUAUGUACUCGACAUCGAGUGUGGAUGUGCCGAACAAGAUCCAACUACAGCAAGUGAAAGAAAGAGAGCCUUUUGAGAAACUGUAUCAAGUCGGUGCAGUUCUGGGCAGUGGAGGCUUUGGCACAGUCUAUUCUGGCAGCAGAAUUGCAGACGGUGUGCAGGUCGCUAUCAAACAUGUUGCCAGAGAUCGAGUAUCCGACUGGGCUGAGAUGCCCAACGGGGCCAGGGUCCCGAUGGAAAUCGCCCUCCUGAAGAAAGUGGGGGCGGGCUGCCGGGGGGUCAUCAAGAUGUUGGACUGGUUCGACCGUCCCGACAGCUUCAUCAUCGUCAUGGAGAGGCCGGAGCAGGUCAAGGACCUGUUCGACUUCAUCACCGAGAAGGGCGCCCUGCCCGAGGACUUGGCCAGGACCUUCUUCGUGCAGGUGCUGGAGGCGGUGCGGCACUGCCAGGGCUGUGGGGUGGUCCACCGCGACAUCAAGGACGAGAACAUCCUGAUCGAUAUGAGGACCGGGGAGCUCAAGCUGAUCGAUUUCGGUUCGGGAGCCGUCAUGAAGGACACGGUCUACACCGACUUUGACGGCACCAGAGUUUACAGCCCACCUGAAUGGAUCCGUUACCACAGAUAUCACGGCAGAUCAGCAACGGUGUGGUCCCUUGGGGUGCUGCUGUACGACAUGGUGUGUGGGGACAUCCCCUUUGAGCAGGACGAGGAGAUAAUUUCAGGACAAGUCCUCUUCAGGCGCAGGGUCUCAGCUGAAUGUCAGCAUCUCAUCAGGUCAUGUCUGUCCCUGAGGCCUUCCGAGCGACCAUCCUUUGAAGACAUCAUCAACCACCCCUGGAUGCAGAGUUGCAUGGAUUCACAAGAUGCCAUUGGACUAAGACUGCACAGCCUGAGCCAAGUGGCGACGCAAGCAAAUUAGGACUUGUGUCAGGAGGGCAAUCGAUGCCUGAGAAAGUCAACUGCCUCCACUCCCGCCUUCCUUAAGAGGAACCAAAUAGCUCGCUGCCUCGGGUCACAUUCACUAGAAUCCGGAGUCUCAUUAGUGAGAGGAGUGCUGAAUGGCCAGAUUGAAAACCAACAAACUUCAGUUGUCAUUAACUUGAAUCGUGCAUCACGACAAGCCUGACUCUUCCUCUGCGAGUGCCUUUUAUGAACGCUGGAUCCUACUUACUU
Messenger RNA from Callorhinchus milii (elephant shark), 1364 nucleotides. RefSeq names its product Pim-1 proto-oncogene, serine/threonine kinase (gene pim1). Gene Ontology annotation, cellular component: cytoplasm. Gene Ontology annotation, biological process: protein autophosphorylation; negative regulation of apoptotic process. Gene Ontology annotation, molecular function: ATP binding; protein serine/threonine kinase activity. The record is from RefSeq and is marked provisional. Lineage: Eukaryota; Metazoa; Chordata; Chondrichthyes; Chimaeriformes; Callorhinchidae.